AUGGCAUCAAGCCCAGAUAUUACCGUGGCACAGCUUCUCAAGCUUGCGGAGACCGAUGUCGAUAAGCCGAUUCCUGAAGGCGAUGUCGCCGCCGUUCUCUCCAACCCGCCCUUUCUGCGUGUUUCCGGCACGUUCAAUACGCGAGAUCUCGGAAGAGUUCCCGGCAGCCCUAUAAGGCCAGGCUAUGCGUUUCGAUCCGGGAUGCUGGAAUGUUCAGGCGCCAACAACCUAGCUGCUCUCGCACAAACGCAUGGAAUAAAGUGGGUAUUUGAUUUAAGGUCAGAGAUAGAGCAGCAACAGAGUCCGGACCCAGAUAUUAUGGGAACCAGGAAGGUAUGGUUACCUAAUUUACAUGAAGAACCCGUUGAUGUUCGCGACUUUAUCUCUGGAGAUGGCGAGGAGGGUUACCGCAAAAUGUAUAUGAAUAUAAUGAAGGCGUAUGGCUCCUCCUUCAAGGCGAUACUCGAGCAUGUCAGGGAUAGGCCUGAGGAACCCUUUUUGUUUCACUGUACCUUUGGGCGCGACCGCACUGGCAUUGCCGCAGGACUAUUAAUGUCACUGGCAGGGGCCAGUGUUGAGACGGUUGCUCUCGACUACAUGCUUACACGAGUUGGAUCAGAGCCUGUGCACGAAAUGCUGCUUACUCGUGCCAUACUAGAAACCGGGUGUGAGGACAUCGAGGCUCCUGGGUUCUAUAACCUUUGCAGCUUGCGGAUGACCUCAUGGGACGCAUUUCUGAAUGAACUACAAAGUUUCUAUGGUGGUUUCGAGGGAUAUGUCACCUCUCAUCUCGGAUUUUGUAAGAAUGAAGUAGAGCAGAUUAAGAAGAAUCUACAGUGA
Ilyonectria robusta is the source of this 840-nucleotide messenger RNA. Its product is annotated as tyrosine phosphatase. Gene Ontology annotation, molecular function: phosphoprotein phosphatase activity; nucleic acid binding; methyltransferase activity. Gene Ontology annotation, biological process: methylation; dephosphorylation. The record is from RefSeq and is a predicted model, not a curated record. Bases 1 to 840 code for a protein of 279 amino acids. NCBI's taxonomy places the organism in Eukaryota, Fungi, Ascomycota, Sordariomycetes, Hypocreales, Nectriaceae. The transcript has 2 exons.